UCUCUCUCUCUCUCUCUCUCUCUCUCUCUAGACUCUAUAUAUACAGGUCUGGAUCUCCUUCUCCUUUCCCAGUGUUGAUAUAUAUAUUCUCUUCUUUUCAAAAAUUUCACCGCGAAUUUCCUCCCAACCCGAUCUCUCAGCUCUUCAACUUCCAUCCCGAUCAUCUCUUUUCUUCCCGUGUUCCACCCCCCUUUUCUAUAAUUUUGAAACCCUAAUUUUGAAAUCUUUUUUCCUCUUUUUUUUUUUUUUUAUCGUUUUUGAUCUGCUGGUUUCCUACUUUCCUUAUACCAUUUGAUAAUCCCAAAGAGAAAGGUGCAUAAAUCUGAGGGAUUGAGAUUUGGGUUUGGUUAUUAAUGGCGGAUCCGCAAGGAUUGGAAGGAAGCCAACCAGUGGAUGUCUCUAAACAUCCCUCUGGAAUUGUUCCCACUCUCCAGUUAAGUUACCCUCAUACAAUUAAACAGUUCCAAUCAUUUUCUUUGUUUGGUUUUUAGUUUGACUGGUUAAAAAAAUAUAAUACCAAGGGCUUCUUUACCCAAUUCAUUUACUUAUGUUACAAGUUUUUCCCCAUUUGGCAACUGGAGAAAGACAGGAUUUUUACGUAUUGUCAAGGACCAUAUGCCACGAGGAAGUGAAUUUUCAGUAUAGACUUACUUUAUUCAUAACCUGAAUAUCUUGUUCUACUAGGAGUUACCUGUCAUUGUAGUCACCCCUUUUAUUUUUAAUUAUCUUCUGAACAUUACCACAUGAAUGUGCGUCCUUUUUUUGUUAUUGCUAAUUUUGGGAUGUAUCAUUGUAUGCCUUUGUUCCUGUACAUAGAAAUCUCUGGUUGGCUGCUUUGUAUAGCCUUCAUUGUGGUAUCUGAAGACUUAUUAUGUCGCCAAUUGAAAGAUUAUAUUUUUAUUGGCAACUGAUGUAUACUAAUAAGCCGGCUACUUGGGACAUUUGCUGAUCUUAUUAUCUGAUGAUUGCUAUCGUAAGGGUCAAAUUUUAGAAUGCACCGCACAAGACUCGGUGACAUUCGACCGGUGAUGCUUUACAGAUCAUACUAUUGGAUACUAGGUUAGAUUGGAUUAGAAAUGAAAUUAUUAGAAAGAAAGUAGGGGUACCUUCUACAGAUGAGAAAUGAGAGAAUCACGCUUUUGAUGGUAUGGACUAUAGAAUGUUCCAGAUUCUUGUGGAAGCUGCCCCGGUUAGGAGGGUAUAAACUAUAGAAUCAAGAAAUGAAACUAAGAGGAUAGACCUGAAAAGACUUGGAAAGAAACUGUAAAAAUUGACAUGAAAUAUUCAGAUAUGAAUGAUGAAUUGUGUAUUGAUUGAGCUCGACGACGGCAUUAUUCAUAUCGCCAACUGCCUUUGACAGUAAACAAGGCUAUUGCCUCUUCUAAUUUAUGAUGAUAACAAGAUUAUGGAGGUUGUCAGCUUUCAAGACAAAGUACUCGGCCUUUAGAGAAAAAUUGGAAAUGAUUCAACUAAACCUCCGAACAAACAUGUUGCUGUUCCUUGUAUGUCAUGCACACCUGCAGGAAUUUUUAUGGCACAACUUGAUACUUCUAUAAGUUCCCCUGUUUCGUUGUAAUAAAUCUCGUUGAAUUGGGUACUUGGAAUUGCGUUUUACUUACACCGGGGACUAGUUGAUAUGGCAUCAUGAUAACACCCAGGAUCUAUCAGUAGUGAGUUUACUGCUUAAUUGAAUUGGUGGAAAUGUCUGUUUACAUGCUAUAAACUAGAUUUUUUUUUUUUGAAGUGGCUUCUUUAUCUUUCUUGGAAUUUGUUGUUCUGAUUUAAUUUAAUUUGUUAGCAAAGUGCUAAAUUUGAUCAAAGAACAUAGUUUUUUAUGCCACUGUAUAGUUUCUGGGUGGUUGUCAAUAAAUGAUUGGCGAAUCUAUUUUUUCCAGUACCUGUCCUUGGUAUACUUGAUUGAUAAGUUCAGUGUACAUUCAGGAACAUUGUGUCAACUGUUAACCUGGACUGCAAAUUGGACCUAAAGGCGAUUGCGUUGUCUGCUAGAAAUGCAGAAUACAAUCCAAAGCGUUUUGCUGCUGUAAUUAUGAGGAUUAGAGAGCCAAAAACUACAGCUCUAAUCUUUGCUUCGGGCAAGAUGGUUUGCACGGGAGCCAAGAGUGAGCAGCAGUCAAAAUUGGCAGCUCGCAAGUAUGCAAGAAUAAUCCAGAAGCUGGGAUUUGAGGCCAAGUUCAAGGAUUUCAAGAUUCAGAACAUAGUAGGUUCCUGUGAUGUAAAAUUCCCAAUUAGGCUCGAAGGGCUUGCUUAUUCACAUGGAGCCUUUUCAAGUUAUGAACCUGAGCUAUUUCCUGGAUUGAUAUAUCGGAUGAAACAACCCAAAAUUGUGUUGCUUAUAUUUGUAUCUGGAAAGAUUGUCCUCACCGGAGCAAAGGUCAGGGAUGAGACAUACACCGCAUUUGAGAAUAUAUACCCUGUUCUGACGGAGUUCAGGAAGAAUCAGCAAUGGUAUGAAGUUCAAUCCUCCUCUAGUUGACUUUGAGGUGGCAGUUUUCUUUUGAAUCUGCAAGGUUUUUGUUUGGUAUAAUGCAGGACUGAAAGUUUCAAUGACCUGUUAUUUUCUACCCGCGCAUACCUAGUAAUAGACGAUAUCUUAGUUUUCUCUUUGAUCUGUUUUCUGUUCUUAAUUAAUUUGAAAACUAUAUUGUGUUGUUUUUGUCUUUGACAAUCAAAAUCUCGAAGUGACAGUCGCGUGAAAUGCCAAAAAAACAAACAUGCUAUGUGUCUUUAAUGAUACGGGGAAAAAAUCCAUACAUCAGUUGAGCCUUUCUUGGCUGUAUAAAUUAAUGAAAUCACUCUUUAUUUUGCGGGUCUUAAGGGAGGGUAAUCAGUGAUUUUCCCUUUACAUUACAUAUUGUAUUAUAUAAUACCUUAUGUGGUUACUUUGAUUUUGUUUAAAGGUCUUGUUUCCGAAUUGGUUGAUAUCCUCUUUUAACCUUUUGCUGGUAAUUCUCUGCGAACAAAUUGACAGAUGGAAGGGAAGUUUGUCUCCCCUUGUGAAUGACAACUUGACAAGAACCAGAAAGGUUGCUCCAUUGAACUCGGGAAGUGGAGUGAAAAUAUUUAAGAAACGAUGAUGGACUUCUACUCCCAUCUUGUAUAAAAUGGUCAACAGUGCAGCACAGAACGUUUAAGAAUUGUGUCAUCUUGUCCUUACUCCUUAGCCCCAAUCUUUUGGGUUGGUUUAAAAUCAUAUGAAUGAAGCAUCAGAAGAUUAGUAAAAGGCGCUUGGAAAUUAGAGCAGCAGGUAAUAAAAGGUUCUGGCCUUCUGGUGGUCGUGCUGCGUAUGGUUUCAUUAGUUUGGUAAAAAAGGGGUGGCAAUGGAGUUCAGUUGAUGUUUGACUAUUAUUUGAAAUGUAAUCCGACCUGUAUCUCUGAUUAAUGGGCAUUGCUCGAAAUUUUGCUUAUGUGAGGAUGAUUUUAGUUGGCUCUGACAUGUCUGUGGGUCGUGUAUAUUUAACUUCCAACUUUCAUCAACUGCAUAAUCUGGGUAAUCAAAUUUGGAUGACUCAAAAUUAAAAGAA
Molecule: messenger RNA, 3542 nt
Organism: Oldenlandia corymbosa var. corymbosa
Lineage: Eukaryota; Viridiplantae; Streptophyta; Magnoliopsida; Gentianales; Rubiaceae
Source: the annotation of a GenBank genome assembly